This is a messenger RNA of Agelaius phoeniceus (red-winged blackbird), 1749 nucleotides long. It is a transcript of the gene LUZP2, whose product is annotated as leucine zipper protein 2. The record is from RefSeq and is a predicted model, not a curated record. NCBI's taxonomy places the organism in Eukaryota, Metazoa, Chordata, Aves, Passeriformes, Icteridae.
CUCGCUGUGCCCUGGUACCGCUGCCGGAGCUCGAACCCCGCUCCCGGAGCUCUCUCCUUCACGCCGUCUGUCUGUCUGUCCUGCCGGAACCUGUCCGCAGCUCCCCGGGCGAGGCGAGGCUGGAGGAGACGCGGACGGAGGCGCUGUGAGGAAGAGGAGCGAGCGGAGGAGGGCCGGGAUGAAAUUCAUCGCUGCUUGUUACGUGCUGCCUCUCUUCCCUGCUCUGGUCCUUGGCACUAGACAGGGCUAUGAAGAACUGGAAAGACAGCUGAAAGAAGUCUUUAAGGAGAGGAGCAACAUACUUCAUCAACUGUUAAAGACUUCUAAAGAACUUCAGGGAAUUAAAGUAAACCUUCAGUCUUUAAAAAAUGAUGAAGCAUCAACCAAAAGUGAUGUACAGAAACUUCUGGAACUGGGCCAAAACCAAAGGGAAAUUAAAUCUCUCCAGGAAGCUUUUCAAAAGCAGCUUAAUGAGGCAGCUGAGAAAGCAGAGAAGCAGCAGGCUACUAUUAACUUUUUGAAGACUGAAAUGGAAAGGAAGAGCAAAAUGAUACGAGACCUCCAAAACGAGAACAAAAGCCUCAAAAACAAGCUGUUGUCAGGAAACAAGCUUUGUGGUAUGCACGCAGAAGAGUCAAAAAAGAUUCAAGCCCAGCUGAAAGAACUUCGUUAUGGGAAAAAGGAUUUGAUUUUUAAGGCACAACAGCUAACAGAUCUGGAGCAAAAACUAUCAGUUGCAAAAGACAAAUUGGAAAGCGCAGCCCUUGACAAAGAGUCCCAGCUGAAAGCUCUGAAGGAGACUGUGCAGCUUUGCCUGUCUUCUGUUCUGCGCCACCAGCCAUCCACCAUGAACCUAAUCCCUCCAAAACCAGCUGGGAAGCUGACUACUUCCUCAAACACAAAGGGCUCCAAAGUCCCAGUUCAAGUGACAAGCACCAAGGUCUGGCAAAAUGUCUCAGCAGAGAAAGAGAAUUUUCACGUGGCCUCGAAAAAGGAAGAAAAUCAAAGCACCCAGGAGUGUGAUUCUCAAGAUGUUGCCAAGGCAUGUUUGGGGAAUCGCAAUGAUUCAACAUCUCGUUUGAAGGCAGCAGAAACAGGGACAAGCUUUCAGAAGUUUCACAGCCCUCCAUGGACUACACCUGAAGAUAAAAAAUCACCUGAAAAGAAGGAGAAAAAAUAUGAAGAAUCAGUCAGUAAACCAGAAAAAAAACUCUAAAUGCUACUAAUCUACAUUGAAAACUGCCAGUCACUUCCAUCCUCAUGUUCUGUUAGCACAAAGGCAUGAAAUGUCCCAGGUUUCUAAAGCAUGGAUUUUUCACUAUUUUAUGAAUGUCUGUAAAUUAGUCUAGAACAGACCAGUUAGUACCUUACAGCAAUAAUCCAAAAUGGAUGUUUGAAGAAAUGCUUUGUAAUGCACUCCAGUUUUUGAAUUCUUGUUCUACCUUAUCUACCUAGUAAUUGUAUACUAUAAAUUACCUUCUUUGUAAACAACAGACAUUCUCAAGUAUAUUUCUCAGAUUGUUUUAUUUCAUGUAAUUUUGUGGCUGAUUAGUUUCUAAUAUUAAGGGGCAGUGAGUGUGUGUGGGGGAAGUUAGCUGUGUAACCAUAUUUGAAGUACAAUCCUUAAGUGCAACUGUAAAAAGAGAACUGUGUGCGUGGGGCUCCAUGUAUACUUACCUUUUAGUAUUUCCAUCUCAAAUCUACUUACUUACACAAUAAAAUAUGUUUAUUUUGUUCUUUUUUUCCUCA